Molecule: messenger RNA, 2172 nt
Organism: Cladophialophora yegresii CBS 114405
Lineage: Eukaryota; Fungi; Ascomycota; Eurotiomycetes; Chaetothyriales; Herpotrichiellaceae
Exons: 2
Coding region: 1-2172 (723 amino acids)
Molecular function (GO): catalytic activity
Source: RefSeq, a predicted model, not a curated record
AUGGGUGUAUCAAAGGACAAGCAGGGCUUCCUCACUAUCGAGGCAAAGCCCUACCCUUUUUCCUUCCCACUGAAGCACACGGCACUGCUUGUCAUCGACAUGCAGCGCGACUUUAUUUGUUCUGGUGGCUUCGGCGAGAUCCAGGGUGGGAAUCUCGAGGCCGUGCAGGCCUCGAUCGCGCCGACGAAGCAGCUACUUGAGGCAUGUCGGAGUGUUAGCAUGCUCAUUGUCCACACGAGGGAAGGCCAAGUUCCUUCACUGGCGGACUGCCCGUCUUCGAAGCUCAUCCGGCAGGCCGCAGCGCCUGGGAACAAGCAGCACCUCAAGGUCAUUGGGGACAAGGGCGAUAUGGGCCUUCUCCUGGUUCGAGGAGAGUACGGUCACGAUAUUGUCGACGAGCUUCAACCAUUGCCUGCAGAAGUGGUCAUCGACAAGCCGGGCAAGGGCUCCUUCUGGAAUACGCAGAUCCUCCACAAAUUGAAGGCGCGCGGAAUCACGCAUCUGCUGGUUUCGGGAGUGACGACCGAAUGCUGCUUUUCCACCAGCAUCCGAGAGGCCAAUGAUCGAGGGUUUGAAUGCUGCGGCAUUGUCCAAAGCACGGCAGGCUACAAUCCCGCGUUCAAGACGGCUUCACUCGACAUGAUAUACUGGUCACAAGGUCUUUUCGGUUUCGUGGCUGAUCUUCAACCAGUUCUGGAUGUGCUCUCGCCCUGGCAGACUCAGAGCAACGGAGUCAGCACACCUCCACAGACACCUCCAGCGUGGAAUGGGAAACUGGGAUUUGACGAUCUUCAGGCAUCAUACAAAAACGGCCUCUCGCCUUUGGAGCUGGUCAACGCAUUGUAUGACCGAAUCGAGAAGUACGACAAAAUUGACCUGGCCGUGUGGAUCAGGCGGGAGUCGCGCGAUGCUGUGUUGGAGCAAGCCAGACGCCUCCUUGAGCUGUAUCCAGACAAGCAUUCGCGCCCGGCGCUAUUCGGUGUGCCGUUCACAGUCAAGGACUCCAUUGACGUCCAGGGGGUCGAGACGACAACGGCAUGCCCACCCUUAGCAUUCGUAGCUACCAAAUCCGCAAUGGUGUACCAGAAGGUCAUCACUCAGGGCGCGUUGUAUCUGGGCAAGGUGAACCUGGAUCAGCUGGCGACUGGUCUCAGCGGAUGCAGAAGCCCGUUUGGUGUCACUCACUCAGUAUUCAGUGACGACCACAUCUCGGGAGGCAGCAGUAGCGGAAGUUGUGUCAGCGUUGGCGCUGAUCUGGCAAGCUUCUCGCUAGCAACAGACACGGCUGGUUCUGGCCGUGUGCCGGCUGGCUAUAAUGGGGUGGUCGGGUUCAAGCCCACGCGUGGUCUGGUGUCGUUUGAAGGCAUCACUCCUGCAUGCCUGUCCCUGGAUUGCAUGGCCUUCGCCACAAGAACCGUCGACGAUGCCCGCACGCUAUGGCAGCUCUGUGAGGAAUAUGACGAAAAUGAUCGCUACUCGAGAGACACUUUCCCGGCGGAACGGCAUGUCAAUUCCCUGGGCGCGCAACGAGAGGCGUUUCGAUUCGGCAUCCCUCCGCCUGAUGUUCUCGAGGUGUGCUCACCCACUUUUCGCAAGCUGUUCAAUGAAGCUGUACAUCAGCUGCAGAGCAUGGGUGGCAGCCUGGUGCCCAUCGACUGGACACCAUUCCAGAAGGCGGGAGACCUGCUGUACGCAGGCACCUUCGUCUCGGAGCGACUAGCUAGCCUCCCAGACGAUUUGCUGGAGAGGAACAGACAGCACCUGCAUCCGGUCAUUCUCGAGCUGUUCGAAGAAGUGGUUGCUCGACAGAGCACAGCGGUCCAAUUAUUCCGGGACCUUCAGGCCAAAGCGUUGUACACCCGCCAAGCGACAUCCCAGUUCGCGGCGGCGGACAGAUUGGGAAUUGACGUUUUGGUCGUGCCUACUGUACCUGAGCAUCCGACCAUCAAGGCCAUGCUGGCAGACCCAAUCCGAUUGAAUGCGAAGAUGGGCACUUUUACGCACUUCGGCAACGUGCUUGAUAUGUGCGCCGUGGCAGUGCCAGCCUCUACAUACCGAGAUGGCGAGGCUGGACCCCAACUGCCCUUCAGCGUGACGUUGCUGGGCUGCCGGUGCUCCGAUAGCGAGGUGCUGGGAAUAGCGAGCCGGUUCCAGGCGAUGACGGGGCAGUAG